Molecule: messenger RNA, 1754 nt
Organism: Nematolebias whitei (Rio pearlfish)
Lineage: Eukaryota; Metazoa; Chordata; Actinopteri; Cyprinodontiformes; Rivulidae
Product: serine/threonine-protein kinase PAK 3
Exons: 14
Coding region: 194-1735 (513 amino acids)
Biological process (GO): regulation of actin cytoskeleton organization; protein phosphorylation; intracellular signal transduction
Cellular component (GO): cytoplasm
Molecular function (GO): protein serine/threonine kinase activity; ATP binding
Source: RefSeq, a predicted model, not a curated record
GCAUCCAGCCUGCCGAACAAGCUUGCUUUUAGGGUCAGGAACUGGUCUGACGAGAGAAUGGCAGUCCUGCCUGUAAACCGUCUCUAGGACUCUACGGCUGACGAUGAAUCCAUCUGGACUCCGGGCCCAACGGCGUAACACUGAGCAGGAGAAUGUGAAGACAUAUUUCAGGACCUUGUGAGUGCUACUAAACAUGUCUGAUAGUGUCGAUAUUGAAGAGAAACCACCGGCCCCUCCCUUGAGAAUGAACAGUAGUUCCCGAGACUCUUCAGCAGUAAAUCACGCAUCCAAACCGCUUCCAAUGGCUCCUGAGGAGAAAAACAAGAAGGCCCGCCUGCGCUCCAUCUUCCCUGGCGGAGACAAAACAAACAAAAAGAAGGAGAAGGAACGCCCUGAGAUUUCCCUCCCCUCGGACUUUGAACACACCAUUCAUGUUGGCUUUGAUGCUGUAACGGGAGAAUUCACAAACCGACUGCUGUCUUCUGGGCCUCCGGUCAGCCUUAGAACCUGCAGCGCAUUAUUUGACAAGAGUGCCAAAACAUCAGCGACAGAACCCCCGAUCGCACCGCCUGUGUCUGAGGAGGAGGAUGAGGAGGAGGAGGAAGAGGAGGAGGAGGAGGAAAACGAGGAUGACGACGACGAUGACGAGCUGCCUCCAGUCAUCGCCCCUCGACCCGAGCACACUAAAUCUAUCUACACUCGCUCUGUUAUGGAUCCACCGAAGCCCACUUCCCCAGUGAAGGAAGUCCUGACUCCACCCGAGUCGCAGGUCCAGCCCGAUAAUACCUCCAACACCAUGUACCGCCACACCGACCGGCAGAGGAAAAAGUCCAAAAUGACUGAUGAGGAGAUUUUGGAGAGACUCAGGAGUAUCGUGAGCGUGGGGGAUCCCAAAAAGAAGUAUACUCGCUUCGAGAAAAUAGGACAAGGAGCAUCUGGCACCGUCUACACUGCCAUCGACAUAGCGACUGGUCAGGAGGUGGCCAUCAAACAGAUGAACCUGCAGCAGCAGCCCAAGAAAGAGUUGAUCAUCAAUGAGAUCCUGGUGAUGAGGGAAAACAAAAACUCCAACAUAGUGAACUACCUGGACAGUUAUUUGGUUGGAGACGAGCUGUGGGUGGUGAUGGAGUAUCUGGCUGGAGGCUCGUUGACAGAUGUGGUGACGGAGACCUGCAUGGACGAGGGCCAGAUAGCUGCAGUCUGCAGAGAGUGUCUUCAAGCCUUGGACUUCCUGCACUCCAACCAGGUCAUCCACAGAGAUAUAAAAAGUGACAACAUCCUCCUGGGUAUGGAUGGAUCUGUCAAGCUUACCGACUUCGGCUUCUGCGCCCAGAUCACUCCAGAGCAGAACAAGCGCAGCACCAUGGUGGGAACACCCUACUGGAUGGCGCCGGAGGUGGUGACUCGGAAGGCUUACGGCCCCAAAGUGGACAUCUGGUCUCUGGGAAUCAUGGCGAUCGAGAUGGUGGAGGGAGAACCGCCUUAUCUUAACGAGAAUCCACUCAGGGCGCUCUACUUGAUAGCAACCAAUGGAACUCCGGAGCUGCAGAACCCUGAAAGGCUGUCGUCUGUCUUCAGGGACUUCCUGAACCGCUGUUUGGAGAUGGACGUGGACCGCAGAGGCUCGGCUAAGGAGUUGCUCCAGCAUUCCUUCCUCAAGCUGGCGAAGCCUCUGUCCAGCCUGACGCCUCUGAUUGUAGCUGCUAAGGAAGCCAUAAAGAACAGCAGUCGCUAAGGCUGGUCUCGCUGUCCGC